Cylicocyclus nassatus is the source of this 2034-nucleotide messenger RNA. The record is from the annotation of a GenBank genome assembly. Lineage: Eukaryota; Metazoa; Nematoda; Chromadorea; Rhabditida; Strongylidae.
AUGCAAGCGCAAAUUGCCAGCCUAACGCAACAAGUGCGUCAACUCGCGGAGAAACAGGUCCCACAGGACCAAGGUGAAGCACAGUCGAGUGACACCAUGGCGAGCAAUUUCCAAAAUGCGCUGAAGCAAGUGCGUUCCAAUGAAGUCCCGAAGAACCUUGAGCUGGCCGAUUUUGACCCAAUCGCUGCCGCACGAGAGAGAGCAGCUCGCGAGAGAGCCGCCAAGGCUGCCGGGAUCCCUCUACAACACGUUGAGGAGGAGUUGCCAAGGUACGGAACUCUGGAUUUGUAUCUUAACGUUCUUGUGCUCGCGGUGUCUGUUAUUUCUUAUGCUGCUGUGCUAUGCACGGUCCGAAAAAUUCAGCGUAAUUCACAGCAACUUGUGAGCAGCACUAUCGUCAAUGAGCAAACGAGCACAAUGGAGACGCGAUUGCUUGUUCAGUUUCUUGCCACAUCGUUGCUUUACGUGCUGACAUGGUUGAUUUGGCAGUUUCUACCCUAUAUGCCCUUAUCGAAAUGGUUGUUCUUCGCAAUGACUUCGUUAACGUUGGUCAAUAGCGCGGCCAAUCCAACUAUUUAUCUCGCGUUCAAUAAAAAUCUUCGCCGAAGAUUGCUUGUUUUACUACGUGGGAAAAAUCCACAAUCUUUUAUCGUGACCAGCACAGCGCGGCCUAUCCAGACUACGACGGUAAGUGAGAGACCGAUGAUCCAACAAAAGCCACUCCUGAGCGGAACCAAAGUUAGUCGGGAUUCCGCGGACCGACUCUUGACUGGAACUAAGGAAGAUGUCAAAUCAGGCGAAAAAACCGAUAAUCAAACCCAUGUAAAUCUUGAGCGAAAGGUAUAUAACUCAAAGGAAACAACAACGGUCACACUUUGCACAAGAUUGUAUCAUAUCGUCGAUGCUGGCGUGCUAUUUUACAAACUUGGAAGUUGCGCUGGAAAAUAUCCUCGAUUAUUCCUUUUGCUUUCGAUGCUAUUAUCACUGACUACGCUGGGUACGAUGAGGAUAUCUCUACGAGACAGCAUACGAGAAGGAUACACAGCCUUGAAUGCAAGAUCACGUCACGAAGCUGAAGUUAUGCGGCAGUUUUCUGGAGGCUCUACUGCUCCUAUGAUAAUAUAUGUUCUAUUGCUGGCAAAAGACGGAGGUUCGAUGCACAGAAAACAAUAUUUAGACGAAGCAGAGCAGAUUGUCAACAUCAUCUAUAACUUGACAGUAGAAAAGAACAAUAGAAAAAUCGUAUUUGGCAAGAUAUGCGAGCCUUAUUGUGAGAGUAACACACAAUUGUUUAAGACUUUCAAGCUCCUACAGAGGGUUCGAUCAAGUAUGAGCAAAUAUCCUGAAUUCGCUCCACAAAACAAGGAUCUUGAUAAGGCUGAAAAGGAAUUCCUUUUCCAUUUUGGGUUCGGAAGGAAGACUAUGGAUUUGCCGAAAUUUGUCUGCGCUGGUGGAUCUCAAAACAGAAUGAAGCUGUUUGCCGAAACCUUCGCCAAAGAGUGUAAAUUAGAAUGCAGCGAGAACCUCUCCAAGACUGAUCGAUUUGUACUUUAUAAAACUGGAAAAGUUCUAUGGGUGAACCAUGGUAUGGGAUGUCCAUCGUUGAGCAUUAUGCUCACUGAGAUGUUGAAACUCAUGUACUAUGCCAAAGCAAAGGACUUCAGAUUUAUUCGUCUUGGAACAUGUGGAGGAUUAGGACUAGAAGCGGGAGUAGUGGUCGUCUCUAAAAAUGCACUCAAUCACGAGUUAAACGAAAAGUAUACACAAUGGGUUGGAGAUAAAAAGUUUGAGCGUGACGCGUAUCUCGAUGAAGAGUUGCGGAACGAAAUCAUAGCCACAGCUAAAGAACAACAGAUUCCCGUUGAAACGGGACUGACUCUAUGUUGUGACGAAUUUUACGAAGGACAAAUGCGUCUUGACAGCUUUUUGCGUGAGUAUGCACCAGAAGAAAGGCAUAUUUACUUCAAAAAAGCGUACGAUAAAGGAGUCAAAGGUAAGUGUGGCACCGAAGGUAAAGUGCCGCAAGAACAGUGA